This is a messenger RNA of Podospora anserina S mat+, 516 nucleotides long. RefSeq lists its product as uncharacterized. The annotation marks the transcript as partial. NCBI's taxonomy places the organism in Eukaryota, Fungi, Ascomycota, Sordariomycetes, Sordariales, Podosporaceae. The transcript has a single exon. The record is from RefSeq and is a predicted model, not a curated record.
CCCCGUCCCCCCUUUUCACAGACCUCCCACCACCUCCGCACCCUCUCCCUCUCACCCCACCUCCACCGCCUCCGCCUCCGCCGCGCCCGCACCACCCUCCCGACCCAGCUCGCCUCGCCCUCCCGCCCGACCCUGACCGACCUCAUCCGCCGCUCCAUCUUCCUCACCAACACCACCAUCGUCUCCCGCCGCCUCGCCCGCUCCUUUGUCUCCAUCCGCCUCUCCCGCCAGCUCGCCGCCCGGCCGCCUCCAGAAGUGCUGGUGGAGCGGUGCGUCCUGCCGGCCGAGUGCCUACCCGGUAAGAAGGCCGCCGUUGCCCCCGCGUUGGUCGCGAGGAAGAGGGCGGUGGAGAGGGAGAGGGUGAAGGAUAGGCUGAGGGGGUUUGUGGGGACUGUUUGGGGGGGCAAGGUGAGGGAAAAGGAGGAGGGUGUCAAAAAGUGGGAGGAGAGGAGUGGGGUGGGGAGGGUUUGGAGGUUGAGGAGGUUUUGGGAGGGGGUUAGUAAGGAGCAGGGGUGA